AUGGACAGUGUUCCGUCAAUGUCUAAUGUGUGGCUAUACAUGCCACAACGGAAUUCCGUUCUUCGCCUCAUACAACUCACUAACGAAGUGCAUCCGUUUGUCACUUUUACGGGGGCAGAAUUCGUUCUCAUCGGAUACUUGGCCGACUACACUCACAUCUACCCCAUCUAUUGUGACAAAGUAUUCGAGAAUGAUCAGCCUUGGAUUCAUGUACUUCAACAGGUUGGAACGCUAGUUGUCCCCGGCGGGGGGAUAUGCACCAUAUCCACAAUUUAUUCGCGACAACGACCAGGUGUCAGAGGCUUAGCGCUUCCUUCGUGGUUGCUUCCAGAGUUGAACGCAUCGGUACAAUUCCAUCAUGCUCCGUUUCCAUUCGGAUAUCCACCUCCCGAGCAUCUCGUUGUCCCUGAUUCGUGUGCUGUGGAGACAGCCUCCUUUAGCGCAUCUAUGCCAUUUUCAUCGGGACAUCCACCCCUCAAGCACUUCGGUCUCGCUGAUCCGGUCCUUCAACAUGCUGCUGAAAUGCCUGUCAUUGGCACGUCUGCGCCAUGUUUGGAUUACACUGAUCUUGCAUACAGUGACUUCAACUUCUACGACCACUCCACUGGCUAUUCUGCAAGCGCCGUUGACGAGUAUCUCAUUCCAGAGGACACAAAUGAAACACAACUCGAGCUAGCCUUCGGUGAGCAGCAACACACCAUGUAUCCCAGCCUGGAAUGGAGAGACUCCACCAAUACCGGCGUGGACAAGAACAACCGCUCACAAAUACUUCGUUACAUGAGGAGGACGCCCUGGAAUCGAAUAAUCACGCUAACAAGUUUAAACAUGACUCACAAGACCUACGAGGACAUGGAGUCCCACCCAGUGAUCGCGAGGAUUUCAGAGACCGAAACCGUGUCUGCUGGAUGGCCUGUGCUUCGCUUAAGUCUGGUUAAGUCGUUCUCCAGUGCCAAAUCGGACCUAGGAAAAAUCCUGAAAGGUGCGAUGUCAGCGCACCCCGACUUUGCCGGUACCAAGACGAUCGAGAAGGCUAUCUCCUUCGUUCUGGCUCUUAACUCGGGCCAAUCCUCUCAGAUCCAGCAAGCAAUUUCGGACCUCAUAAGUCACCAGGUUUACCAUAUUCUACUUCUCAUGGUGAAGGAUGAAUUAAAGAAGAGGAAGAUCAUGAGCGAAGCCGAGGUCGGAAACGAAGCUGAGGCCGAGGUCGAGGUGAACAUCGAUAUCGACGCCAGCGCUAAUAUCCUGGAACCAGCGCCGAUGAAUGCCAUUAUCAUGGCGGCUCUAGACCAUAUGUACGAGCACCCACACAUGUAUCCAACGUUCUCGGAGGCCGUGAGGAGUCUCCCCUUCAUAACGAGUUCUAAUGUUCUUCAGAUCGCUGCAAAGUCGCGACUUGCGAAAAGCACUAUCUCUGACACUACUGGUGACAGGCGAAUGGUCCUGGAAGACGUUCGGCCUAUCGUUGUUCAGCCAAUCCCCUCUGAUCAGUUUGGCGCGCUUCCCAAUAGCAACGGCUUUAGUUCCCCGAAGUCUCUGAGAGUCGCGUGGGACUUGCCCAUGUCAUCAUUCUCGCGCAACUUGAAGAGCCACACAUCGCACAGAGCUCGAAAUUGGCAGCGCAGUCAAACACUGCAUGGUAUUGAGAUACGAUCACAAGAGGUUCAAAUUCGCAUCAUGCCAUGGCUAACUACGUCACUGAUCGGCGGAACAGUACGGCCCAAAGUACGGCUGGCUGGUAUUCCCGUCCGGCAAACCUCGGCAAACAGUCAGAUACAUUCGGAGUUAGAAAUUAACCUGGGCAGAAUUGAAGUUCCGCUUAUAGACAAUUGA
Messenger RNA from Suillus clintonianus, 1830 nucleotides. RefSeq lists its product as uncharacterized. The record is from RefSeq and is a predicted model, not a curated record. NCBI's taxonomy places the organism in Eukaryota, Fungi, Basidiomycota, Agaricomycetes, Boletales, Suillaceae. The coding region runs from base 1 to 1830 and encodes 609 amino acids. The transcript has 14 exons.